This is a messenger RNA of Chrysochloris asiatica (Cape golden mole), 1254 nucleotides long. It is a transcript of the gene CNP, whose product is annotated as 2',3'-cyclic nucleotide 3' phosphodiesterase. Lineage: Eukaryota; Metazoa; Chordata; Mammalia; Afrosoricida; Chrysochloridae. Gene Ontology annotation, biological process: cyclic nucleotide catabolic process. Gene Ontology annotation, cellular component: membrane; cytoplasm. The transcript is spliced from 3 exons. The record is from RefSeq and is a predicted model, not a curated record. The coding region runs from base 52 to 1254 and encodes 400 amino acids. Gene Ontology annotation, molecular function: 2',3'-cyclic-nucleotide 3'-phosphodiesterase activity.
GGCUUCUCCCGAAAGAGCCACGCAUUCCUGCCUAAGAUCUUCUUCCGCAAAAUGUCAUCCUCAGGGGCCAAGGACAAGCCUGAGCUGCAGUUUCCCUUCCUGCAGGAUGAGGAGACAGUGACCACGCUGCAAGAGUGCAAAACACUCUUCAUCCUGCGCGGCCUGCCAGGAAGCGGCAAGUCCACAUUGGCCCGCGUCAUCGUGGACAAGUACCACGAUGGCACCAAGGUGGUGUCUGCAGAUGCCUACAAGAUUAACCCUGGCAUUCGUGGAGACUUCUCUGAGGAGUACAGGCGGCUAGACGAGGACCUGGCUGCCUACUUACGCCGGGACAUCAGAGUGCUUGUGCUGGAUGACACCAACCAUGAACGGGAGCGGUUGGAAAAGCUCUUUGAAAUGGCCGACCAGUACCAGUACCAAGUGGUGUUGGUGGAGCCCAAGACGGCGUGGCGGCUGGACUGUGCCCAGCUCAAGGAGAAGAACCAGUGGCAGCUGUCCGUCGACGAGCUGAAGAAACUGAAGCCUGGCCUGGAGAAGGACUUUCUGCCACUCUUCUUCGGCUGGUUCCUGACCAAGAAGAGCUCUGAGAGCCUUCUCAAGGCUGGCCAUGCCUUCCUGGAAGAGCUGGGGAACCACAAGGCUUUCAAGAAGGAGCUUCGACACUUUGUCUCUGGGGACGAUACCAAGGAGAAGAUUGAACUGGUUACCUACUUCGGGAAGAGACCCCCAAGUGUGCUACACUGCACAACCAAGUUCUGUGACUACGGGAAAGCAGCUGGGGCAGAUGAGUACGCCCAGCAGGAUGUGGUGAGGAAAUCGUACUGCAAGGCCUUCACAUUGACGGUCUCUGCCCUCUUUGUGACACCCAAGACAACUGGAGCCCGGGUGGAGUUGAAUGAGCAGCAGCUGCUGUUGUGGGCAAGUGACGUGGACAAGCUGUCCCCCACUGACAACCUGCCUCGGGGGAGCCGUGCACACAUCACUCUGGGCUGUGCAAGUGAUGUGGAGGCUGUGCAGACAGGCAUUGACCUCCUCGAGAUUGUGCGCCAGGAGAAGGGGGGCAACCGAGGCGAGGAGGUGGGUGAGCUACACCGGGGCAAGCUCUACUCCUUGGGAAGUGGGCGCUGGAUGCUGAACCUGACCAAGAAGCUGGAGCUCAGGGCCAUCUUCACGGGGUACUACGGGAAGGGCAAAGCUGUACCCACACACAGCAGCCGGAAGGGGGCUGGCCUGCAGUCAUGCACCAUCAUUUGA